Papaver somniferum (opium poppy) is the source of this 1808-nucleotide messenger RNA. RefSeq names its product CTL-like protein DDB_G0274487. The transcript has 7 exons. Bases 151 to 1698 code for a protein of 515 amino acids. Gene Ontology annotation, biological process: transmembrane transport. NCBI's taxonomy places the organism in Eukaryota, Viridiplantae, Streptophyta, Magnoliopsida, Ranunculales, Papaveraceae. The record is from RefSeq and is a predicted model, not a curated record. Gene Ontology annotation, molecular function: transmembrane transporter activity. Gene Ontology annotation, cellular component: membrane.
GACCGUUACUCAAAACCUUCUUCUCCCAAUAUUUCUAUUCACGAUAAAAAUUGGUAGUAAAAGAAAAGACAACCAUUUUUAAAACGGUCAUUUCGUCACCUGUAUUAGACUUAAAUUUCCUCCGAUCUUUCGAUUUCUCCACAAAGAUUUAUGGGAAAUGUCUCUCUUUUUCAAAGUAGGCAAUUUUUACACUUUAUCAUGACUGACUUUCAGGGUUCCUCUUCCUCUGAAAUCGACUCCACCACUCAACAGGAUGGUGUAAGAAGAAUUAAUAAUGUUAGUCAAUCAACUUCACCUGGGCUGGAUACUGAACCUUCAAGAGGUUGGAGAGAUGUUUUCUGGUCAGGAAUUUUUACCAUACAUUUGAUAGGAUUAGGGUUUGUACUGGCAGUACUUGGAAUUAAUAGGUUUCAAAGGGCAGAUAGACUUAAGAUUGAUCAAUAUACUUACGGAUUUAUUGAGAAUCAAUCACAUUUAACUGAAACUUAUUGGCCAUUUUACGCUGUUGCUGGUGCUGUUGGGACUGUUCUUGGAUGGAUUUGGCUGCUAUUACUUGGUUCUAAAGCACAGCAAAUGAUGAAAGUUUCUGUACAUAUUUUGACUACUUAUCUUGCUGUCAUAAGCGUAUUCUGUUUUUGGGGAGGACAGAUAUUUUGGGGUAUUGCAUUCGCAAUUGCUGCUUCUCUCCAAUUUCUAUAUGUAAUUUCAGUUAUCGACAGACUUCCUUUUACUAUGUUGGUGCUGCGGAAGGCUGUGAAAAUGGUUUGGAGCCUUCCCGAAGUUUUGACAUUAACUGGUGUAUUUAUGAUGGUUAUGCUUUUAUGGAUGGUAAUAUGGUCAUUUGGUGCUGCUGGUGUUGUUGCUACAAGUAUCGGUGACGGUGGACGCUGGUGGCUACUUCUGGUGCUUUCGGUGAGUUUAUUCUGGACUGGUGCUGUCCUAUGUAAUACGGUACAUGUAAUAGUAUCUGGAAUGGUGUUUCUUGUUCUAAUACAUGGUGGCCGAGAAUCAGCAACAAUGCCUCCCAAACCAUUGGUGAAAUCUCUAAGGUAUGCUGUGACAACAUCAUUUGGAAGUAUCUGCUAUGGAUCGCUCUUUACGGCUGCUAUCAGGACAUUGCGAUGGGAGAUCAGGGGAAUUCGAUCCAAGAUUGGUAACAACGAGUGUUUGCUUUGCUGUGUUGAUUUUCUGUUUCAUAUUGUAGAGACACUUGUUCGGUUUUUCAACAAGUAUGCAUACGUCCAGAUAGCAGUUCACGGUAAAAACUUCAAUUCUUCAGCAAGGGAUGCGUGGGAGCUUUUUCAAUCAACUGGUGUUGAAGCGCUUAUUGCAUACGACUGCUCAGGUGCAGUUCUAUUUAUGGGAACCAUAUUGGGUGGGCUAAUUACUGGAACCUGUGCAGGAAUUUGGACAUGGCAUAAAACUAGUGAUAGAGUGUUUAUGGUAGGGUGUACUGCUAUGUUAAUGGGUUUCAUCUUGGUUGGACUGGCAAUGGCAGUUGUAGAGAGUGCUGUUACAUCUAUAUACAUCUGCUAUGCUGAAGAUCCCUCUCUGAUCCAUAGAUGGGAUCCAGAAUUCUUCGACCAGCUGUCAGAAGCAUUACAACAACGCUUACAACACAGGAGCGCGCGAAAUAGAGAAGUAGUAUUAGAUAACCGCUUCGACAUUCAUGUACAACAAACAGUGGUCCCUGUUUAGAUUGCCUUAGAAAGCAAUGUAAUUAAUACAUCUUUUAUUUUAACAAGGCAAAUAUUUUCUACUUCUCCAUUACUGUUUUAAAAGUUGUUUUUAGUUGUAGUUAAUAAGUU